Molecule: messenger RNA, 2730 nt
Organism: Haliotis rubra (blacklip abalone)
Lineage: Eukaryota; Metazoa; Mollusca; Gastropoda; Lepetellida; Haliotidae
Exons: 5
Coding region: 179-2533 (784 amino acids)
Source: RefSeq, a predicted model, not a curated record
AGCACUGGCUUGCUGUCAGAGCAUAUGACGAAGACUUCACAGCGCAUGCGCGAACAUUUUGGUUGCUUAUAAAACUGAAACAGGUUCUGAAACCCGCCACAACAGCUACCUUGCUUUUAUCCAUAGCUGUCCGGGCGGGCAGAGCCAAAGAGAAUUUCGUUGGCCCGCAUCUUUCAAAAUGAAGUGCUUCGUCCCUUUAGCGUGUCUUUUGGUGGCGGUCACUGGAUACGCUAUAAAGAAACCACCAUGCGACAAAAGGCCAUACAAGGGGGACAACAGGAAGUUCCAACAAUUCAUCCCUGGAACAGGAUGGAAGACUAUGUCAUGUGCUGUAGGAACAGCAUACUCUCAAGCUACUUGCCAGUGCUCCAUCCUUGUCAAAAAUGAUGACCGAGUGAAGCCUGGCUAUGGCUGGAAGUCGAAAGGCUAUGGUAAAAAGCGUUAUGAUAACGGUUAUAAUAACGGCUAUGAUAACGGUUAUGACAAUGGUAAUGGAAACGGAAAUGGAAAAGGAAAUGGUUAUCGCUAUGAUAACGGUUAUGACAAUGGUAAUGGAAACGGAAAUGGAAAAGGAAAUGGUUAUCGCUAUGAUAACGGUUAUGACAAUGGUAAUGGAAACGGAAAUGGAAACGGAAAUGGUAAUGGCUAUGAUAACGGUUAUGACAAUGGUAAUGGAAACGGAAAUGGAAACGGAAAUGGAAACGGAAAUGGAAAUGGAAACGGAAACGGAAAUGGUAACGGAAAUGGAAACGGAAAUGGAAACGGUGACGAUAAUGGUGACGAUGACAGCUGGUUGUACGGUGGCGGCCGCCCAGAGCCCUAUCCAGAAGUUCCCUUCCCCAAGGGAUUCCCUAUCGGUGUCGUUGGCGGACCUCUACCUGGUCUCCUUAACUUCCUCUCUGGAGGUGGCGGAGGAGGUGGCGGAGGAGGAGCUGGGGGUUGGGGGGAUGAUGAUGAUGAUGACGAUGAUGAUGAUGACGAUGAUGAUGAUGAUGACGACGAUGAUGAUGACGACGACGAUGACGACGACGACGAUGACGACGAUGAUGAGGAAUAUUAUGGUGACGACGAUGAUGAUGACGACGAUGACGACGAUGAUGAUGACGACGAUGAUGACGAUGGGGCCAUCCUCAACCUUCUGUCAACAGUUGUCAGCCUCCUCACAAGCGUACUCUCAGGUGGAGCCGGUGGUGCUGGAGCCGGUGGUGGUGCUGGAGCCGGUGGAGCCGGUGGUGCCGGUGGUGCCGGAGGUGCCGGUGGAGCCGGUGGAGCCAGUGGAUUCGGUGGAGCCAGUGGAUUCGGUGGAGCCGGUGGAGCUGCUGGUGGUUUCGGUGCUGGUGGAGCUGGUGGAAGUGGUGGUGGAGGCGGCUUUGGAUUUGGUUCAGCAAGUGCAAGAGCAAGCGCUGAUGCAGCUGCCCGUGCAUUCGGUGGUGGAUUUGGUGGAUUUGGAUCCUCAUCUGCUUCGGCUUCUGCUGAUGCCUCAGCAUCUGCUAACAUUGCCACACUUCUAGGACAAUUUGCCGAAGCCUCUGCUCGUGCGAGUGCUAGUGCUGCUGCAAACGCAGGUGCUGGAGGUUUCAAUGGUGGUUUCGGAUCAUCUAGCGCCUUCGCUGAUGCUUCUGCUUCAGCCAGUGCUUCUGGAUUUGGCUGGGAUAAUGACGACGACUGCGGUGACGGCGAAAAUGGCAACGGCAAUGGCAACGGCAAUGGCAACGGAAAUGGCAAUGGCAAUGGCAAUGGCAAUGGCAAUGGCAAUGGCAACGGCAACGGCAACGGCAACGGCAACGGCAACGGCAACGGCAACGGCAACGGCAAUGGAAAUGGCAACGGGAAUGGAAAUGGCAACGGGAAUGGAAAUGGCAACGGCAACGGGAAUGGAAAUGGCAAUGACGAUGACUGGGAUGACUUUGACUGGGAUGAUGAUGACUGGAAUGACAAUGACAAUGGUGACAAUGGUGAUGAUGAUGAUUUCUGGGAUGAUUGGGAUGACGAUGAUCGUUGUUGGGAUGAUGACAACGAUGAUUGGGAUGACGAUGAUCGUUGGGGAGAUGAUGACAACGAUGAUUGGGAUGAUGAUGAUCUUUGGGGAGACGAUGACAACGAUGAUUGGGAUGACGAUGAUCGUUGGGGAGAUGAUGACAACGAUGAUUGGGAUGAUGAUGAUCGUUGGGGAGACAAUGACAACGACGACAAUGGUAACGGUGACGAUGAUGAUGACAACGGCGGAUACGCAUUCCUCAGGAGAGCUCUUGCAAGAGCAAGUGCAAGAGCAAGAGCUGCUGCAACUGCAGCAGGAAGGUCACGAGGAGGAUCAGGCAGAUCAGCCGGUUCAGGCGGUUCAGGCGGUUCAGGCGGUUCUGGUGGUUCUGGUGGUUCAGGCGGAUCGGGUGGUUCAGCAAGAGCAAGAGCUCGUGCUAGUGCUAGUGCAAGGGCCUCUUCAGGCAGCGGGAGCAAAGGAGGCUAUUAUGGCAAAGGAGGCUAUUAUGGCAAAGGGGGCUAUUAUGGAAAGAAACGAAGCUACUCCUCUUACUAAAAACAUAGAACAUUUAAUUCCAAAUGAGGAUCCAAGCGGGUAGACUGGUUGUCAAGGUAUGAUCGUACGUAUGGUGGUUCACUUUGGUUCCUCGCAGGCUGUGGAAUGCAGACAUCAUUUUCCAUUUCUUGUGAAAUAAAACAACUGUGUAUAUUCUGUCAUAGUGACUGUACGCUGAAAAUAAACUUUUGUCUAUA